AUGGCUAAAGAGACGCCUUGGAAGAGGAUCCCGAUAAGAGGAAUACCAACAAAUACUGCGCCUUCCAUGGGACGCAUGGUCAUUAUACAAACAAGUACUACGUGCUUGGAAAAAACACCUCGAGGAGUUGGUAAGAAAGGGCCAUUCCACGAAGUUCGUGGCAAAGAAGGCUAUCUAGCGAAUCGCGAAUCACAAUGCAGCCAAGGAAUCUCCUCAGAAGGUCAUAAGGAUUAA
Messenger RNA from Prunus armeniaca (apricot), 234 nucleotides. The record is from the annotation of a GenBank genome assembly. Lineage: Eukaryota; Viridiplantae; Streptophyta; Magnoliopsida; Rosales; Rosaceae.